UACAGAUCGUGAUUGAGGUCGUCGUCGCAGACGCCGCAGUUCCUGCAUUCCAUGACGCUGCAUCAGAACUUGCCGCAUGAUGAUGUGCAUCCACUCUUGGACAAGUACAAUGCAUGGGUGUUGGAGAAUGAAUCGUUUGCUCGACGUUUGGAGAACGUUCUGUACGUGGUGCCGAUGCUUGUACCUGCAGCGGUGGGUAAUCCCGACGUUGUGUCGGAAGUUGGAUACUCCAUGGGAGGACUUUUGAAGCUCUAUCACGACUGGGUGCUCUACCAAGUCAAUCCAUUGUCCAAGGAGAAGACUCCAAGUCACUCGUCGUGGUCUGUUGUCCAAGCAGCACGAGUACCGUUGUCGAUCAUCUCUCAGGUUCAAGUUGCGGCCGAAAUGAUUGCCCUUAAGACAGGUGGCAAGCAGUCCCGAUGGAACGUCAUCGUCGUGUUGGAGUUGUGCAAGUGCGUCUGCAAGCUAGUUCUCCUCGCCCAUACCAAGGGGCAAGUCCUGUACAAAUGCGGGCCAUACAUUUCGUGCGAAGUCCGCCGGCAGGAUGGAGAAGAGUACACUGGCCAACGCAGCGGUCGUGUGUAUCGGUCAUCGCGUCCCAACCAGCAACCACCGACUCUGUCCUUCCUUGAUCCAACGUAUGCGUCGGGAAACGAAGGUGCUACUCAAACUGCCGCCGAAGUACUGCAUAUCCUUCGCCCAGUGGUGUAUGCGGUCCUUUGCCAACGACAGUCGGAUCGGUCGUGGGUGCCAUUCCUCGCGUCGUUCUCCACCGAAAUUGCAGGCAUCUUGCUGUCGACGUCCGUGGAGGCCAAACGCAAGCGCGUGAAAAACGACAAAGUCGACGAAGAGUACCAUCGACGAAAGGUUAUCCGUGUGGUGGUGGUGCAAGUUGGCGGAAGGCCUGACUCGGUGAAUGCACCGAUCCAUUGUAGAUGUGUCUGUUUCUGUACUUGCUGCGGAAUCCCGUGUUCUCUUCCGUCACGGAGCCGGUCGUGGAAGGCGUGUGCAACUCUUCGCAACCGAUUCCUCUUCUCGGCCGCCUCAUCCGCUUCGCCGUGGACAACGGUCUGCAUUACUACCAGCGCAGACACUUCUACACGUCGGCAUCGUAGUCUCGUAGCGUCGGCGAAGGCCCGAACGACGAAUUCAAUGACUACUACUCAUUGGCUUGUUCCACAGUGAAUGCGAAAUUUGGUCCUUUUAUACGGAUGUCCGGAUAAAUCCUGUCAGG
Aphanomyces invadans is the source of this 1234-nucleotide messenger RNA. RefSeq lists its product as hypothetical. Gene Ontology annotation, biological process: peroxisome organization. The record is from RefSeq and is a predicted model, not a curated record. Gene Ontology annotation, cellular component: peroxisomal membrane. The coding region runs from base 52 to 1185 and encodes 377 amino acids. Lineage: Eukaryota; Oomycota; Saprolegniomycetes; Saprolegniales; Verrucalvaceae. The transcript has 7 exons.